Molecule: messenger RNA, 2763 nt
Organism: Cavia porcellus (domestic guinea pig)
Lineage: Eukaryota; Metazoa; Chordata; Mammalia; Rodentia; Caviidae
Gene: Mknk1
Product: MAPK interacting serine/threonine kinase 1
Exons: 14
Coding region: 385-1650 (421 amino acids)
Biological process (GO): protein autophosphorylation; peptidyl-serine phosphorylation; intracellular signal transduction
Cellular component (GO): cytoplasm; nucleus
Molecular function (GO): ATP binding; calcium-dependent protein serine/threonine kinase activity; calcium/calmodulin-dependent protein kinase activity
Source: RefSeq, a predicted model, not a curated record
AGGCGCCACUCCGCUCUCUCACGCCCCUUUCUGCUCGGGCCCGCCCCUCAGGUCUAGCUCCGCCUCUUCCGCGUUCCCGACAGAGACUCGCAGGUACGGGUGCGCGCCGCCGUUCCCGCCGUGCUCUGCCAAGCUUCUUGAAGGUUUUCAUGCCAAGUAAGAUGAAGCAGAAGCAGAUAGAGAAUUGAAGGAGCUGCUGAGCACAGUAGCCAGUGAACACUGCCUGCGGCUGUAAGACACCAACCCCUGACAGCAGCAUUAUUUGCCUUGGAAUUCCAAGUUCACAGAAACCUAUAGUUUCAAAAACAACUUUCUUUCAAGUUCUUUUUACAAGGGCAGACUUAACCAUUUGUCCCUCCGGUGUCUCCUCUUCCAUUGAGAUCCAUGCAGAAUAGACCAGAGAUGGGCAGCAGUGAGCCCCUUCCCAUCACAGACGGCCACAAGAGGAGGAAGAAGAAGCGGAAAGCCCGAGACACCGACUCCUUGCCAGGAAGGUUUGAAGAUAUGUACAAGCUGACCUCUGAGUUGCUGGGAGAGGGAGCCUAUGCCAAAGUUCAAGGUGCUGUGAGCCUGCAGACUGGCCAAGAGUAUGCUGUCAAAAUCAUAGAAAAACAAGCAGGGCACAGUCGGAGUCGGGUGUUCCGAGAGGUGGAGACGCUUUAUCAGUGUCAAGGAAACAAGAACAUUUUGGAGCUGAUUGAGUUCUUUGAAGAUGACACAAGGUUUUACUUGGUCUUUGAGAAAUUGCAAGGAGGCUCCAUCCUAGCCCACAUCCAGAAGCAGAAGCACUUCAAUGAACGAGACGCCAGCCAAGUGGUGCGAGACGUUGCUGCUGCUCUUGACUUCCUGCACACCAAAGGAAUUGCUCACCGUGAUCUGAAGCCAGAAAACAUAUUGUGUGAAUCUCCAGAAAAGGUGUCUCCAGUGAAAAUCUGUGACUUUGACUUGGGCAGUGGGAUGAAACUUAACAACUCCAGCAUCCCCAUAACCACACCAGAGCUGACCACUCCAUGCGGUUCCGCGGAGUACAUGGCCCCAGAGGUGGUAGAGGUCUUCAGGGAUGAGGCCACUUUCUACGACAAGCGCUGUGACCUGUGGAGCCUGGGCGUGGUCCUCUACAUCAUGCUGAGUGGCUACCCACCCUUUGUGGGUCACUGCGGGGCUGACUGUGGCUGGGACCGGGGAGAGGUGUGCAGGGUGUGCCAGAACAAGCUGUUCGAGAGCAUCCAGGAAGGCAAGUAUGAGUUCCCUGACAGGGACUGGGCUCACAUCUCCAGUGAAGCCAAAGAUCUCAUCUCUAAGCUCCUGGUUCGAGAUGCCAAGCAGAGACUCAGUGCCGCUCAAGUUCUACAGCACCCAUGGGUGCAGGGGCAAGCUCCAGAAAGGGGACUCCCCACGCCACAAGUCCUCCAGAGAAACAGCAGCACCAUGGAUCUGACACUGUUUGCAGCUGAAGCCAUUGCUCUUAACCGCCAGCUGUCUCAGCACGAGGAGAAUGAACUGGCCCAGGAGACAGAGGUGCUGGCUGAGAGCCUGUGCUCCAUGAAGCUUUCCCCUCCCUCCAAGUCUCGCCUGGCCCGCCGGCGGGCCCUGACCCAAGCAGGCCGUGGUGGAGAGGCAGGGCUGCCUCUGACCCCCACAGAACUCUGAGCCAUUCUACUCAUGGUUAAGCCUAAACCUGUCUGGUCGCUGCCGCCUAGAAACCUGUGAGGCCAAAGCUGGCAGAGUAGACAGAGAGGCCUUCUCUGGCUCCACUCAAGCUUUCUCCAUCCACAAAGGCCCUGCAGUUCCCACCCAACCCCCCCAUUUCCCCAGGGUCCUUGGAGGAAAAAGCAUUUUCCAAAGGGGUUGUCUUUGGAAAGGAAAGCAAUCACUUGUCACUUUGCAUAAUCGCCUGCAGCAGGGACAUCUUUUUGUGGGGCUCCACCUGCUCACCUGCCUGCAGAUCCCCAUCCAGCCUGCUCUGGAAACGACAGCUGGGACCACUGCCUUCAGGGAGAGAACUGUGGGCUGACAGAGGCUGCUGACACACAUGCCUCUUCACCAUGUAUACAGUCGCCCUCCCCCAGCAGUCCUUCCACCUUCCUCUGUCCUCUGGACGUCCUCUCUGCCUGUCCGCUCCCUUCUGAGCAGAGCUAUCUCCUCAAUUCAGGGAGGGCAGAGGGCCCUUCUCUUUCAGGAGGCCAGAUCAGUCUUCCAUCUGCGGCACAGAGGAGCACAUAAUCUUUCUUUGCCUCGACCACGAUGUGUUCCUCAUUUAUCAUCCUCUUCCGUUUUUGUGAUUGCUGCUAAAGUCAGUAUUAUUUGAUUUUUAAAAUGAUUUUAACUGUGCUCUUUCAGCAAACAUGGAAUUUUAAGCUUCCCCUUUUUGCCCAUGGACUUUCAAAGGCAGAAUGUCCAUGUGCUUGGUUUUUAAUGAGCUCCUCCCUACAGUCCUGACUCAUUUUUAAGCUGUUACUCUGAGGAGCACCUUAGAGCCUGUCCGUGUCCUCCGGGCCCUGUAUGGAGGUUGAUACAGAUGUGGGGCAGAUAGAUGGAGCUUUGUGACUGAGGCAAAGCCAGAUCAGAGGCAGCCCCCACUGCCUGGGUCGUACCAACUUGCUGCCCACUGUCUGGGAGCGUGAAAGGGCAGACAUUUGUCAAUAAGCUGCCAAGUUUUAUAAAGAAAAUAGUUUUGCAUAUGUCAGACAGACAUGUAUUCAAUUCAGCCACUUCAAUGCUAAUCAUAUAGUCUGCUUGUUUUAAUAAAACUCUUUGAUUUUA